AUGGGUUAUAGUCCAAAUAAUAAUUUUAGAAUCGGCCAUAUUAACUUGCAUCACUCUAUCGUGGCUCACCACCAGCUUGAUGAGGAUAUCACAGAUCUGAAUUUGCAAGUAAUCAGCCUAAGUGAGCCCUAUUUUGACGGAAGGAACAAUAUUGUCGGCUUUCCUGUUAAGUGGAAAAUCCAUUAUAAGAGUGUAAAACUAAGAGCAACAAUUUUAACUGCGCAAGGGGUAAAUAACCUGUUUAACAUUAUGAAUGAACGUGACAUUGUUGCAGUCACCUUUAACUUGGAUAGAGAGGAGAUAAUAUUCAUAUCAGUAUACCUUUCUCCAAACGAGGAUAUUACCGGGAAUCUUUUGACCCUGGCAGCACUCUUGACCAAACACUCUGACAAAAAAGUGAUCGUUGCUGGAGACUUUAACGCAAAGUCGAGAGCUUGGGGUCCCACUACAAAAGCCAGGGGAAAGAUUCUUCUGGAAUUUUUUGCACAACAUGAUAUUGAUGUCGUUAAUGAUCCUAAUGGACUGCCAACAUAUAACUCUAUCCUGUGUCAGAGUUGGGUGGAUCUUUUUAUCGACAAUAUUAAGGAACUGGCUCAAUAUGAGGUGCAUGACAACAUAUCUUGUUCCGACCAUGCACUCAUUACUGUGGGGAUCGAUAGGAGCGAGAUCAUUCAGAAAACUAGGCAAUGUAACAUCAAAUUUGAAAGACUCGACUGGCUAGCCCUCAGGAUGAAACUACGAGAUAUUAUAGAAAUGCACGACCUCAGUCUCAUUGAGAUACCAGAACAAGUGGAAAACAGUAUUGUGAGAAUAACAGAGGAUGUUGUGAAUGCAUGUAACGCAAGUAAACUAAAAUCAGUUGCGGGAAGGCGUCGGCAUUCCUCAUGGUGGCAUCCGGCUCUGGGUCAAAUGCGUCGGCAUGUAAGAGCGCUACGAAGACGAUACCAACGGACAAUGGAUGACCAAGAGCGUGUGAAAUUGAGAAUUGAAUUCAAAAAGCAGCUGUCGAUCUAUAAAAAAAGUAUUAGAAAGCCAAAACAACUAACCUAA
This is a messenger RNA of Parasteatoda tepidariorum (common house spider), 1050 nucleotides long. RefSeq lists its product as uncharacterized. The record is from RefSeq and is a predicted model, not a curated record. Lineage: Eukaryota; Metazoa; Arthropoda; Arachnida; Araneae; Theridiidae.